This is a messenger RNA of Miscanthus lutarioriparius, 2019 nucleotides long. The record is from the annotation of a GenBank genome assembly. NCBI's taxonomy places the organism in Eukaryota, Viridiplantae, Streptophyta, Magnoliopsida, Poales, Poaceae.
AUGGCUACACUCAAGGCGUCGUUCCGGGGAGCUCAGCGCCGUCUCCUUCCUCGACUCCAGCAGGGGACCUUUCGUCCAGCACAAAGUGGAUUUUACGUUUCAAAGGAAGGGCAAACGAGCUAUUUCACUGAGAAGGACAUGCUGUUCCAUGCAACAGGCUCCACCACCAGCAUGGCCUGGGCGAGCUGUUGCCGAGCCUGGCCGGAGGUCAUGGGAUGGCCCAAAGCCUAUCUCGAUUGUUGGAUCAACUGGUUCCAUAGGAACACAGGUUUCAAGUCUAGUCAACAUGUUGCUCAUAACAAUUUGUUUGAUGUUAAUCGACAUCUCUUACAUUUACCUUAUGAUAAGUUGAUAGCACUAAUAUUUCAUCUUUUACAUAAUGCAAAGACAUUGGACAUUGUUGCGGAGAAUCCUGAUAAGUUCAGAGUUGUUGCUCUUGCUGCUGGAUCCAAUGUCACGCUUCUAGCUGAUCAGGUCAAAACAUUCAAACCUAAGUUGGUUGCUGUAAGAAACGAAUCAUUAGUUGAUGAACUAAAAGAAGCCUUAGCUGAUUGCGAUGAGAAGCCAGAAAUUAUUCCUGGGGAGCAAGGUGUCAUAGAAGUCGCUCGGCACCCAGAUGCAGUUACAGUUGUCACAGGGAUAGUAGGGUGUGCAGGGCUGAAGCCUACAGUUGCUGCAAUCGAAGCUGGUAAAGACAUAGCAUUGGCAAACAAAGAGACGCUUAUUGCAGGUGGUCCUUUCGUGCUUCCCCUUGCACACAAACACAAAGUGAAAAUUCUUCCUGCUGAUUCUGAGCACUCUGCAAUAUUUCAGGACUGGCCAGUUGACAGGCUGAAAGAUGUAAAAGUUGCUGACGCUUUAAAGCAUCCAAACUGGAAUAUGGGAAAGAAGAUCACAGUAGAUUCUGCUACUUUAUUCAACAAGGGUUUAGAAGUUAUUGAAGCACAUUAUUUAUUUGGUGCUGAAUAUGAUGACAUUGAGAUUGUCAUUCACCCACAGUCUAUCAUACACUCUAUGGUUGAAACCCAGGAUUCAUCUGUCCUAGCUCAAUUGGGAUGGCCGGAUAUGCGGAUACCAAUCUUAUACACCUUAUCGUGGCCAGAUAGAAUCUAUUGCUCUGAGGUCACGUGGUCUCCGCCUGGAUCUUUGCAAUAUGGGAUUGUUCUAAUAAGCUACUGGUAUAUGAUGGCAAUACUUGAUAGAUCUGUCAGGGGAGAGUAUUCUUCUUCAGAGGAUACAAAAGAAGAAUCAGAUCUAGUUGAAGAUGGGGGAACUCCACCCCUUGAUUUUGAUGAUCCAGUUGAUGGCAUGUUUACUGGCAACAUCAGUGAAGAUGAGCACAAUAGUCAAGAUCAUGUGCCUUUUAUUGUGCGGUUAAGGAGGAUGCGUAAAGAAAAUAUUGUCCAACAAGAAACAGGCAAUGCAACAAAUAUGGAUCCUCUAGAUUUCACCCCUCCAGACUUCAAGCUUUUUGAUGAAGACAACAUUUCUUCCACCAAGUCUGCAGGAGGUUUUGGUGGUGCUACAUGCUCACUUGAUGAGAUACCAGAAGAAGAAUUUCAUAAGUUAGAAGAUGAUGCCAUCAAAGAGAAUGAAUCAAGAAAGAGGAAAGCACUGGUUGAGGAGCCUAGUAGUGGAAAACUUUCAGUUACACUUGCAUAUCAACCUCCGCCAAAACGAGCUUUGAAAAGGCCAGCUACUUUGCGAUCACCAUAUGUUGAUUACACAUCAAAGAUGGAUUUCAAGUGCACUAAAGAUGUUUGUGAUGUCUAUGAUGCGGUGUGUGCACAUGCAAGCCAUGAUUGUGGAUUUCAUAUGCUCAUGCAUGCUGAGCACUGGGAUGGCCAUACAAUAUACAACUUCAUGGAGAAAGAUAUUCCCAAUAUACGAAAGCUAUUGACACACAAGUGGGUGACACACCCCGACAAUGAAACAAAUUGGAGGGACAAGUUAAAGCUGGGCCAGGUGUCUUAUGGUAACGAACAAAUAAAGUCUGAAUAUAUACCGUACAUAAGCUAA